AUGCGUUCCUUCAGUUUGCUUGCCGGCCUCAGCCUUCUGGCUGGCACCGUCUUGGCAAGUCCUGUCGACCUCCCCAGACGCACGACUUCGACCGGCAAAUCCGUGCUGUACUGGGGCCAGAAUGGCGGUGGAGUUGAGGAGAACAACGACCCUGGCACAUACUGCAACGGCACCGCCGGUGUUGAUAUCCUGAUCCUUUCCUUUUUGUACCAGUACGGAAAUGGCGUCACCGUUCCCGGAGGGUUGUUUGGCCAAACCUGCCAGGUUCUUUCGAAUACUGGAAGUGCCCAGGGCUGUGAUGAAGUUGCUGCUGCUGUCACCACUUGCCAGGAGAACGGUAUCCAGGUAUUCCUAUCAGUCGGAGGCAGUCUUGGUGGCUACUCGCUCUCUUCUAUCGAGGAAGCUGAAGCUAUCGGCCAAUACCUGUGGGAUGCCUACGGUAACGGAGUCAACUCCAGCGUCACUCGUCCCUUUGGCGAUGCCAUUGUCAACGGUUGGGACUUCGAUAUUGAGAACCCUGACGGUAGCGAGUACUACCCCUACCUGAUCUCAACCCUGCGCUCCAACUUUGAGACCGACAAGGAGAACACCUACUACAUUUCCGGUGCACCCCAAUGCCCCAUCCCGGAGCCUAACAUGGGCACGAUGAUCGAGGACUCUGUCUUCGACUACUUGUGGGUGCAGUUCUACAACAACAACAACUACACCUACCCGUGCGCCCUCGGUAUCAACGGAGACGCUGCAUUCAACUACGACGAAUGGGAGUCCUUCAUUGCCACGACCAACUCCUCUGCUGCUGAGCUCUUCGUCGGUGUUCCUGCCUCUCCCCUGGGCGCCAACGGUCUGGAGAGUGGCUCAGUCUACUACGCCACACCCGAACAGCUCCUCCCCAUCAUUGAAUCUGUUUCGUCAAACUACAGCAAUUUCGGUGGCAUCAUGAUGUGGGCUGCUGGUUUCUCCGACAACAACGUUAACGACGGCUGCACUUUUGCCCAGGAGGCCGAAACCAUCCUUCGCCUUGGAGAGGUAUGCUCCGGAUCGUUCACGGCCACUGCUUCUUUGGCCCCCGUUGUGCCAACCCCGACUUCCGGCCUCAGUGCCACUGCUACCGCGUCUGCUACUGGAACUCCAGUUGCUGCGUGGGGACAGGUAUAA
Messenger RNA from Talaromyces atroroseus, 1155 nucleotides. RefSeq names its product Endochitinase 2. The coding region runs from base 1 to 1155 and encodes 384 amino acids. The transcript has a single exon. The record is from RefSeq and is a predicted model, not a curated record. Gene Ontology annotation, biological process: carbohydrate metabolic process. Gene Ontology annotation, molecular function: chitinase activity. Gene Ontology annotation, cellular component: extracellular region. NCBI's taxonomy places the organism in Eukaryota, Fungi, Ascomycota, Eurotiomycetes, Eurotiales, Trichocomaceae.